UCAAUUCAACGGACGAGCUGUCAAAGUCAAAUCAACUUAUCCGAAUGGCUGAUUGAUUGUUUUUAUUUUUUUAACUAAAAAUACUAAAUAAUGGAAGAAGUCCUAGCUAAAAUACCUUGUAGAGAAGCUCAAUUAAACGAAUUACACAAUUUAUUUGGUGAUCAUGAUGAACCAUUACCGUGCUCCUUGUUUUUAUGUGGUAACAUGGGGACCGGCAAAAGUGUCUGUAUAGAAACAAUUUUACGGCUUUUAUGCUACAGACAUGUAGUUAUUGACUGCAUAGAGUGUUAUUCGCCUAAAAUCAUGUACGAGAUGAUUUUAUCUGGCCUUGGAUGUGAUGAUUUAGAAGUAAAAUGUGAAACUAUGCUGGAUUUCACAAACGCUUUGAACCGCAUUGGUGAUACCGCUACAAAGUACGCGCCUAUUGUAUUGGUAUUCGACAGAGCUGAAAGACUGCGUAGUAUGGACCAGAGCAUCAUGUGCGCCAUGCUAAGACUGAGAGAACUAUGCAACUUAAACAUUUGCACUGUGUUUGUCAGCCAUUUAGUGUACGACAAUUUUACCUUCAAAAUGGGAGUGCGUGAACCCAUCACUAUAUAUUUUCCUAAUUACAACAAAGAGGAGUUAUUUAAAAUCAUAUUUUUACAUCAAAAGUCCUUCAUAUGCUAUUUACUUAGCAAUCACGAAGUUGAAGAUGAAAUAAAGAGUGAACUUGAGAAGCCCGAGUUGUUUGCUAAUUUCCUUAAUGCAUUUCUGAGUGUUUUCUACCGUCCAUGUCGUGAUCUCAUCGAACUACAACAUAUGGCCAAAGUUAAUUUUGUGAAAUACUGUGAACCAAUAAUAAAAUGUGAAAUUCAAGCACAGGACUUGACCAAACUGUGGAGGCACAUAUCACCGAUAUUAAAAACAAGUUUGGAAUUACUAUACCUGAGAAUAAGCACAGCCAACCCAAACAAAUUGUCACCAGGAAAGGAAAACAGCGACUUACCGCAAUCAUAUAAUUUCGAAAAUACCUUAAAAGACGAAUUGACAUCAACCAAAACUUUUGCACAGAGCUUUGAACUGCCUUACUAUGCAAAAUUUUUACUAAUAGCAGCGUACUUAGCUAGCUACAAUCCACCAAAAGAAGACAAGAGAUUGUUCAUGAAGAAUCACGGGAAACAGCGUAAGAGGUUACAACAAGUGAAAGCAAAAGCGAAAAUUAGUGAAAAACUUAAUACACAACUCGGACCUAAAAUGUUCACCUUGGACCGUUUGCUUGCAAUAUUUUACGCAAUACUCGAAGACAAAAUCGGGUUGACGAGUAACCUGCUGGCUCAGAUUGCGACAUUGGUGGAACUGAAAUUGAUUGCAGGUAGCAAGGAGAUCGAUUUGGACGUGUCAAAGUAUAAAUGUAUUGUUGGUUACGAUUUCAUUUGUGCAGUUGCUCAAACUGUCAGUUUUAAUGUAAGGAAGUAUCUGUAUGAUUUCAUGUAAUUUCACUGUGAGGUUUGUUCUCUUUCUCUUCAUGGCGUAACUGAUGUAUUCUCAACCGUUUGCUCUUCAAAGCUAACAAAAGUAAAUAAUUGAUGAUGUCAAUAUACUGUGGAAUACCUAUGGAUACUGUCUCGAACCCGCCUUGAUAUUUUACAAUGUACUAGACGUUUGAGGAUGUCUUGUGUACAUCAGUGUAAUUAUUGUGAGUAUUUAUAUUAAAAAAAUUAUUAAAAAUU
Messenger RNA from Amyelois transitella, 1712 nucleotides. It is a transcript of the gene Orc5, whose product is annotated as origin recognition complex subunit 5. The transcript has a single exon. Lineage: Eukaryota; Metazoa; Arthropoda; Insecta; Lepidoptera; Pyralidae. Gene Ontology annotation, cellular component: nuclear origin of replication recognition complex; nucleus. Gene Ontology annotation, biological process: DNA replication; DNA replication initiation. The record is from RefSeq and is a predicted model, not a curated record. Gene Ontology annotation, molecular function: DNA replication origin binding. The coding region runs from base 91 to 1476 and encodes 461 amino acids.